GGCAACCGCCGCCGCCUUCCCAGCCUGCCUCAGCGCUCCUUUCCGCCGCCGGCGGCCGUCCCCGGCGCCAUCUUGUGCCUGGGCGAGCUGCGCAGCCCGGCGGGCCGACAUGGAGACAGAUGAUACAGGGAACCGACUUCGGUUCCAGCUGGAGUUAGAGUUUGUUCAAUGUCUGGCAAAUCCGAAUUACCUCAACUUUCUUGCACAAAGAGGCUACUUCAAAGAUAAAGCUUUUGUAAAUUAUCUUAAAUACUUACUUUAUUGGAAAGAACCUGAAUAUGCGAAGUAUCUGAAGUAUCCUCAGUGUUUGCAUAUGUUAGAGCUGCUCCAAUAUGAACAUUUCCGCAAAGAACUGGUAAAUGCUCAGUGUGCUAAAUUUAUUGAUGAGCAACAGAUUCUUCACUGGCAGCACUAUUCACGGAAAAGAAUGCGCCUCCAGCAAGCACUUGCAGAGCAGCAGCAGCAAAACAACACCUCUGUAAAAUGAAAAACGCUUGGCGGAGGGAUGAUAAGGCGUACUUUGCGUCAGCUGAAGUAUUUACAAGAGAGGAGUAUUUACAACCUUUUGUAGGUUUGGCUCUGUGUGUGUGUACAUUUAAUUUUUGAUUUAUCAAGUGACUUUUCUUUCAACUUUUUUAAAGAUACAAGACUGAUAAACACCUCCUUCAGCAA
Messenger RNA from Phalacrocorax carbo (great cormorant), 672 nucleotides. The record is from RefSeq and is a predicted model, not a curated record. Lineage: Eukaryota; Metazoa; Chordata; Aves; Suliformes; Phalacrocoracidae.